AGACACCCACGUGUUGAGUUUCCAAAACUCUUGGGUUUUAUUUUCAUUUUUUGUAUUUUUUUUUUAAUUUAGUUUUGUUUUUAAGAUUCCGUGUCUAAAUGCCUCUUUUACUGUGCAUUCCUCAAGGCACCAUUUUCUGCCAUGGACUAGGCUCGGGAAGCCGAAAAGAUCCCAUCUUCUCUCAUAAUCUUUGAAGUCUUUUGAAGCCUUAAAGCUUUAUGCUUUCUUAAAAGAAAAAAAAAAAAAAUAGAAUCUUGUAACUUUUUGGAGGAUGUGAUUACACUUUAAACCCUUUCAUUCAGCUUUCUGCUCAUGUAAUUUUGGGUCUCUCUCUUUUGAUACCCUUUAUUCUUUAAAUCCAUGGAAUGACCCAUAUUCGACUUCAGCACCAACAACACAGAACAUGCCUUAACUAAGUUCAAAAUAAGUUACAGGUGAAAGCCAAACGUGAAAAGGUGGAAAGUCGUUGCUUUCAACGGUGGUGGACCUCGCCAGCAAACCGGGUAGUGUUGAUCCUUCUGUGACACAGGAAAAGAGACACCAGCUUGAUUGCCAAAGGUUUGAACUAGAUGUCAAGAGUUUGUUGGCCAUACUUUGAUCCUGAAUAUGAGAGCUUUAGCACCAGAAUCAAUCCUCCAAGGGUGUCCGUAGACAACAUUAGUUGCCAUGACUGUACUCUAAUCAAGGUUGACAGCGUUAACAAACCAGGAAUUCUGUUGGAAGUUGUGCAAAUACUGAUAGAUCUUGACCUCAUCAUUACCAAAGCUUACAUCUCCUCUGAUGGUGGAUGGUUCAUGGAUGUAUUUCAUGUCACGGAUCAACAAGGAAACAGGGUAACAGACAGCAAAACCAUCGACUACAUAGAGAAGGCUUUAGGACCAAAUGGACACGUGAAGGACAAGUUGAGGACUUGGCCAGGCAAAAGGGUUGGGGUACACUCUAUUGGUGAUCACACAGCUAUUGAGCUCAUUGGCAGGGACCGUCCUGGUCUCUUAUCUGAGAUCUCCGCUGUUCUUGCCAACCUCGACAUUAAUGUUGUUACAGCUGAACUAUGGACGCACAAUGGGCGAAUAGCAUGUGUUCUUUAUGUCAAUGAUAACACCACAAACCGUGCCGUAGAUGACCCGACAAGAUUAUCUGUAAUGGAGGAGCAGCUUAAGAACAUCUUGCGAGUAUGUGAGGAUGACAAGUGGGAGGGCUGCACAAGUUUCUCCAUGGGGUACACCCAUGUUGAUAGACGGCUCCAUCAGAUGUUUUUUGCUGAUAGGGACUAUGAAAGAGGUGGAGUAACAACUGAGAUUGAUUAUCCUCCUGCAUUCAAACCAAAAAUUACAGUUGACCGUUGCGAGGAAAAGGGGUACUCAGUGAUUAGUGUACGGUGCAAAGAUCGUGCAAAACUAAUGUUUGACAUCGUGUGCACACUCACAGACAUGCAAUAUGUUGUUUUCCAUGCCACCAUUUCAUCAGAUGGCCCGUAUGCAUCACAGGAAUAUUUUAUUCGUCACGUCGAUGGGUGCACACUUGAUACCGAAGGAGAAAAGGAAAGGGUCGUUAAAUGUCUUGAAGCUGCUAUUCAAAGAAGAGUAACUGAGGGUCUAAGCCUAGAGCUCUGUGCAAAGGAUAGAGUAGGUUUACUAUCUGAAGUAACAAGGAUCUUGAGAGAGAAUGGAUUAUCAGUCACCAGAGCGGAUGUAACAACAGUAGGGGAGCAAGCAGUGAAUGUUUUCUACGUUAGAGACGCUUCAGGGAAGCCAGUGGACACAAAGACCAUUGAAGCACUUCGCAAAGAAAUUGGACACACAAUCAAGCUCAAUGUGAAGAAGGUCCCAGCAGCAAGUGCAAAGGCACCUGAGGCUAGCGGAUGGGCUAAAACGAGCUUCUUCUUUGGUAACUUGUUGGAAAGGUUCUUAGCUUAAAAAACUAUAUCCGUAAAUUGAUCCAAACAGACACAUUGGCAGUGUACAGAAUAAUGAAGCUGUCUGUGAUCAUUGUGGGCAGGCCCUUGUACAAUGGACAUGAAUGCUUACAAUGCUAUGCUGUCUGAACAUGGUUUUUCUUUUUUA
Juglans microcarpa x Juglans regia is the source of this 2063-nucleotide messenger RNA. RefSeq names its product ACT domain-containing protein ACR3. NCBI's taxonomy places the organism in Eukaryota, Viridiplantae, Streptophyta, Magnoliopsida, Fagales, Juglandaceae. The transcript has 8 exons. The record is from RefSeq and is a predicted model, not a curated record. Bases 570 to 1916 code for a protein of 448 amino acids.